GAAGACGCCGCCUCGGCCACCGAGCCGGCCCCAGAGAGGCCCAUGGUGCCGACAAGCGCUGCCGACUGGGAGUCCAAAAAGCCGAUCAUCCGCAAGCUCUACAUGGAUCAGAAUUUGAUUCUGAACGAAGUAAUUGAGAUCAUGUUGAAGAAGCACAAGUUCAAGGCCACCGCGAGGAUGUACAAGGGCCAGUUUGCAAAGUGGAAGUGGACAAAGUACAACAAAACAGGCAAGCACAGUGCAAUCAAACCGUCGAAGUCGAGGAGCACCAAAGGCAAAAGUGCCCGAUCCAGGUUGGAGACGCCAGAUCGCCGGGUAUACAUACCUGGGCGGAGCGGGAUCGGAGCACGCAUGUUGCAACUCGCCCCUCUGUCCCAGCACCACCAUCUCCAGUACUUUGGCGAUGAGGAUUGCCAAGUCGAGUCCACCCUGAGCGCGUACGCCGCCCUCAUCCUGCACUGGUCAGAACGCGAGACCCCCUGGAAGACGGACGACGCGGGCCACCUACUGCGGCCGCAACGCCAGUCGGUUCUCCAGCACGUCCGCGCUGCGCAGGAGCACUUCGUGCACGGCCGGGCCCAGCUCGGCGGCGAGCUGCUGCGCCGCGCGUUCCUGGGCAUCGAGGCGGCCGUCGAGUCCGCGCUCGAGGUCGAGGCGCUCUGGGACUGCUGCCUCGCCGUGCCCCAGCUCGUGCUGACCCUGGGCUGGUCCGACAUGCUAACCAUCUUCGCGCGCUACCUGCACCAGUUCACCAGCAUCAAGCUGCCGGGGCACCCC
Thermothielavioides terrestris NRRL 8126 is the source of this 777-nucleotide messenger RNA. RefSeq lists its product as uncharacterized. The annotation marks the transcript as partial. The transcript has 2 exons. NCBI's taxonomy places the organism in Eukaryota, Fungi, Ascomycota, Sordariomycetes, Sordariales, Chaetomiaceae. The record is from RefSeq and is a predicted model, not a curated record.